GUCAACUUGACAUCACAUUUAGUCAAAUUCCUCUUUUCGUAGUAAAUAAACAAAAUAGGAUUUGUUACUUAUUUUGUUAGCUACUGUAUCAAAAAAUAACGUGCAAAACACACUAUGGGGCCUCCACCAGUUGUGACGGGUAUAUCUCCAAAGGAGGGUCCCCCGGGAACUAGAGUCACUAUUCGGGGAGAAUUUUUAGGAACCAGUGUGAUUGAUUUAAUCGGUUUAAAAAUUUGCGGAUGUGACUGCCUACUAUCAGCAGAAUGGAAAAGCAAGAAUAAGAUAGUGGCACGGUCUGGUCCGUGCAAAGGUCGCGGUGAUAUCAUAGUUACAACUAGAUCUGGAGGAGAAGGGACAUCAACUGUGCAGUUCAGAGGUUACCAUGAAUCCAUUGGCCCAGUAAAAGAGAGUGCAGUAUGGGUGGAGGAAGCAGCUCCUCCCUCACUGCCAUGGGGUCGCAGACCAAUGUCACCCACUACAUACACCCCACCUGACCCCCUGGGGCUAUCCACAGAGGGUGAUGAGUGCAAGUUCCCAGAAGAUGAGUUGAAUGAGAUGUUCCCAGAUGGGUCUGGCAAACUAUCUGAUGACAAUUUCCAACCUGGUUGGUAUCUCCUGGAACAUCACAGUAACACUUCAUUUGAGGACUUGAAAGCUGGAAUGGUGUUUUUGCAGAGAAAGGUUGAAGGCCAAAAAGAAGGGCAACUGAGCUUCUUGAAGGCCAACACAGGCGCUGUGAUGGAUCAGUUAGACAGGCUGGUUCUACUGAAGAACAUGUAUGAAGAAGAUCAGAGGAAGAAUGGCAAAGAACCAUUGCCCAGCUUACAAUCAGCCAUUGAGGAAUCAAUUAAGUUGGCAGAUUCAUUAUUCUCUGAAAUACUAUCACGUAAAGAGAAUGCAGACAAAACUCGGGAAGCUCUGUCCCUGUUGAUGCGACACAAGUUUCUGUUCCAACUGCCCGCUUCUAUAGACAGGAAUAUUAGGAAGAAAGAGUAUGAUCUUGUUGUAAAUGACUACACAAGAGUGAAGAACCUUUUUGGAAAUACUGAUGUGAAGCUGUUCCAGAAGAUUCUUGACGAAAUUGAUAAGAAAAUAGAAGACCUCAAACAAAAGUUAUACACGAGAAUGAAGACGAUGCCUAUACAUGUACAGGAACAAACAAAAUAUAUUAGAUUGUUAAUAAGUUUGAAUUGGGAAGGGGAUGCAGCAUGGGUUGCUAUAACAGCUCGUAAAGAUUACCUCAUGAGCCUCAUGGAAAAAGUUAAAGAUCAUUUUAAACAUAAGGAAGAACAGGAGACUAAUGAUAGAGGUAAACGCAAGUCGAAGGAGACGGAGGGUGAGGGCGUGUGGAGUGCGUGGCGUGCGGCGUGGUGCGCAGCGGCGUGUGGCGCGCUGGCCGCAGAGCUGCAUGCGCUGUGGCCACUUGCACGACGCUAUUUCGCGGGGGAGCUGGCCGGUGAGCCUGCCGACCCGCAGCGACAUAAGGACCUCAAGGAGAUGAUAAUAGCGGGAGUGGAGUUAUUCUCGGAGCAUAUGCGUUCGUGCCUGUUGUCGGGCGGCGGCGCGGUGUCGGCGGACACGCUGCGCACACGUCUCGUCGCCAAUCUCAGAUACCUGCGGGAGGCGUACGACUCGUUGCUCAAGCUUGAUUUACCGUCGCAGCCACUGAGUAUAGUCGAAAAGGUGAUUUUCGACUAUCGCGUGCACGGCAUGACUGUGUUUCUUCAAAGAGCACUCAAGCGGGUUAAAGGACUUGCCGACAAGGAAACGUGGAAGAUAGAGGAAUUCACGGAUUAUGGAGCGAUAACUAAUCUGCCGAACCUGCUAGAAACGUACAUGAAUGACGCCCUGUCCGCCAUCCACAAGUGCGUGGGCAGCGCGGGGCGGCGCGAGGGCGCGCUGCUGGCGGACGGCUCGGAGCCCGCCGCCGCGCUGCACCGCCACACGCACCAGAUACUGCUGGCCUACAGCUCCGCGCUCAACGACCUCGCGUUCAAGCACCCGGAUCAGGACUUCAACAACACAAGUCUGUCCGUUGCCCUGGAUCAGAAGCUGGAAGAGUCGGUGACGCAGUCCGUCGUCGACGGCUGCAGUUGGCAGAGGCGACUGCUCAUAGCUGCCGCUAACGCCCACUACACCAGACGAGUAACACUCACCAACAUCGCUAAUACUUUUGAGAACUACGGCUUCCCAAAACCAUCGCAAGCCCUCCAAGCAGCAAAGGAAGCUCUCAGCUCGCUGGAGUCCACAAUAGCUGAGACAUAUUUGGAACAUAAAGGUGACCCACUAGUGGGCACCAUCGAGCCCAGUAUGUACAUGGGACGGUAUAGGACCGAUGCUGAUGCGUUGGUUGACGAUGCAAGGCCUUACGUCUAUGAGAUUAUUAACAAUCUCAUUGCUGUUCAUGCUGAGGUGGACAGUGUGUGCGGGCCGGCGUCGUCGCGGUACGUGCGAGACAUCUGCGAGACGGUGUGCGAGGAGCUGGCGCGGCUGGCGGCGUGCGCGCCUGCGCAGCUCGCCCGCGCCGCCGCCUUCCAGGCGCGCCUCGAGUACACGCUGCUGCACGUCGCCACCGCCGGACACCUCACCAGGAAGGCAGAAAAUUACCUGAUGGAGGCGUUAGCCGGGAUACCGCCUUUAGAAAGCGAAGAAGAUAAACAACGAAUGGACAAUAUCGUCGAGGGAUUUAAAAAGAGGAUGGAACUACAACUAGCGAGCCUUAACUGCAAUAUGGAGACUGUAUAGAAAUUAAGCUAUAAAAAUACGAGAUAAAUGUAUGUACUCGGCUCCAAAAUAUGUAUUUUAAGUCGAGGGACCUAUUAAAACACACGAGCGUCUCUGAUUACAACUACACUGAUUAUACGUAACUAAAAAAACAAUGAUAAAUGACAGAGCAAACAUUUUUUUUUUCGAAAAAAAUUCCCUUCCUUUGUGUACCCAUGUGCUAGCCACUUGUUUUACUUAUCUUAUUACGUAUAAAUAUGUUAUAUACGUAAGAAAGGUACUUUAAGUAUGAUCUGUUUACCUUAAUACUUUAAAUGAGAGACAUGCAAUAUUUUUGCUAGGUGCUAAAAAAUUUUUUUUGUAUAUAUUUGGAACGAAUAUUGAACAGAGGUCCCUCGAGUUACAUAUUGUAUAAUGCUGGCUUUCAGGAUGUUGAGUAUCAGAGUAUUAUGAAUUACUGAAUGCAAAUUUGGCUUAGAUUAGUGGUCCCAGAUAUUCGGUUGAAAUAUUUUAUUUUCAAUCAGUGCUCAUUUUUAUUUAACGUAUUUUUUUUGCUAAUCAUAACUGGUUAUGCGCAUAAUGUAUGUAUGUUAUUUCUUAGAGUUGGUUAUUUAGAGUUACAAAAUGCGUCAGUGCUUCACCAACUGAUUUUGUAAAGUAUUAUCGUUAUUUUUAAGCCUGUUUAUCGUUUAUUAUGAAAUGAUUGUGCGAUGUGCAAGUAUAUUUAUUGUGCAACACAACAUUAAUAUAUCAAAUAAAGUAUAUUAUUUAUAAGU
Molecule: messenger RNA, 3500 nt
Organism: Manduca sexta (tobacco hornworm)
Lineage: Eukaryota; Metazoa; Arthropoda; Insecta; Lepidoptera; Sphingidae
Gene: Sec5
Product: exocyst complex component 2
Exons: 17
Coding region: 115-2745 (876 amino acids)
Biological process (GO): Golgi to plasma membrane transport; exocytosis
Cellular component (GO): exocyst
Source: RefSeq, a predicted model, not a curated record